This is a messenger RNA of Chara braunii, 2323 nucleotides long. The record is from the annotation of a GenBank genome assembly. NCBI's taxonomy places the organism in Eukaryota, Viridiplantae, Streptophyta, Charophyceae, Charales, Characeae.
GGCUUAGCCCUUGGGUUUUCUUUUCAAAGCCCCUCUUAACGUGAGCUAGAGGCUUCCACGGGACGGCUUUUCUCGAGUUCUUAUCAGCUCCUCCUCCAGGCUGGUAAUGCUUGGUGGCGGUUUGGAACUGGCAACCUUUUGAGGUCCGCAUAGCAUGCUUAUCGCAGCAGGCAGGCCUGAGCGACAUUUGUUCUCCAGAAAAUGUGUCUGUUCAGAUGUGUCGAAGCCCCUCUUAACGCGAGCUAAAGGCUUCCACGGGACGGCUUUUCUCGAGUUCUUAUCAGCUCCUCCUCCAGGCUGGUAAUGCUUGGUGGCGGUUUGGAACUGGCGUCCAUGUGUCAUUUUUCAGUGGUAUGCUGCCAGGCAUGCCAGCCAGUUUAUGGCAGUCCAGAACCAGUGCCCGGCACUUUCAGGUGUCUGGGUGAAUGGGGGUUGGGAAGUACCUCUACCUUCGUGCCCGUCGGCAUUUGUACAAUGGAAACUGUGGAGUAGUUCCGCGUGUCAUUUCUCAGGGGUUUACUGCCAGCCAGUUUAUGCAGCCGGGAACCCUUCGCUCAUCGCCAUUCGAUCCAAUCCGUCGGUUCAAUAGCAUCAGUCAAGGCGUUGUUGUCAUUGAUUGGUAUCGCGGUGACACAAGAUGCACGCAUGAUUCUGAUGUCGACACGCGCUGUGUCGACAAUUCCGGUGUCAAUGCGCUGUAGCGACGAUUUUGGUGUUGAUGCGCUAUAUCGCCGAGCGGAGUUGAUGCGCUGUAUUGACGAUUCUAUUGACGAUUGUGGUGUCGAUGUGCUCGGUGCGCUGUAUCGACGAUUGUGGUGUCGAUGCGCUCGAUGCGCUGUAUCGACGACUGUGGUGUCGAUGUGCUCGAUGCGCUGUAUCGACGAUUGUGGUGUCGAUGCGCUGUAUCGACGAUUGUGGUGUCGAUGCGCUGUAUCGACGAUUGUGGUGUCGAUGCGCUGUAUCCACGAUUGUGGUGUAGAUGCGCUGUAUCGCCGAGCCGAGUCAUGUUACCAGGCCUACUUUCAAUGCCUUUUCAUGGCUAUAGAAAAAAUCCCAAGUCUCCAAUUAAGCGUUUCAAGCGGAGCACGAGCAGCCAUGGCUUUUACUGACGCCGGACAUUCCAGAGAUGAAGGGGUGUGGAAUCUGUGGAUGAUGCGAACAGGCAAAGCUUGAGCUGAGCGUUGAAAGGGUAAGAGGUAAACCAAAUGGAAGUGAGUGUCGAUGCUUUCUGCAAGGGCAAAUUUGGAAUUGAACACUUCCAGCAAGGGUAAUUGUGGAAAGGAAGGGAAGGGGAAAGGGAGUGUGUUGUAAAUCUCAAGCCUAGAGUUUGAAAGGGUCAGAGGUAAACCAGAAUGGAGUGAGUGUCGACACUUUCUGCAAGGGCAAAUUUGGAAUUUAACAGUUUCGGCAAGGGCGAAUUUGGAAUUGAAUACUUCCUGCAAGGGCAAAUUUGGAAUUGAAUACUUCCUGCAAGGGUAAAUUUGGAAUUGAAUACUUCCUGCAAGGGUAAAUUUGGAAUUAGAUAUUUCCUGCAAGGAUAAAUUUGGAAUUGAAUACUUCCUGCAAGGGUAAAUUUGGAAUUGAAUACCUCCAGCAAGGGUAAAUGUGGGAUUGAAUACCUCCAGCAAGGGUUGAUGUGGAAAAGAAGCAGAAGCGGAAGCUGUAUCAUCUAUGCUGCGGCGAAAGAGGUAGGCGCUGAAGUGAGAAAACACGUGAAACGGGGCAUGGUGGGGGCAGGAAAAUGGAUGAGCUAGUGAUGGUAGUGAGCGGAAAUAGGAAUAUGUCGUGGAGGCGAAGGAAUAGGAAUAUGUCUUGCAGGUGAAGGAAUAGACAGCCAGCCGCAAAAGAGACAAGAAGAAGACACGCAGUAGCUGAUCUGUCGUCAAAAAAGAAAGAAGGAAAUCUCAGAUCUGGGACAGGAAUUUCGCUCUGCCAUCCCGAGUUCUCGUGAGCGGGGAAAUCUGAUGUGAGGUCUACCAUAAGGUGGAAGGCCACUGAUAAGAUCUGAGUAAGAAAGAAGGCUGGCAAAUGUGAAGCCGAGCUGAAGGAAUGAAAAUGCCACGGAGCCCAGCACUACCUGAUCUUUCCACAAAGGAAGAGAGAAAUUGCAGACGCCACGGAGAUCAGGACUACCUGAUGUUUCCACAAAUUGAAAGAAGUGACAGACUAUAAUCAAGUUGGGGUUCGAACCCCAAGAGGAUCAACAGUAAGAGGACAUGUGGACAGGAGUCUGUCUGAGUUUUCCUAAGGUGGAAACCCUCGAGCUGAGCAGGGCAUUACAUAGAUCGACAUGACCUCCAAGCAAUGAAGAAUGAAAGGAUUC